This is a messenger RNA of Amphibalanus amphitrite, 929 nucleotides long. Its product is annotated as cuticle protein 7-like. Gene Ontology annotation, molecular function: structural constituent of chitin-based larval cuticle. The transcript is spliced from 2 exons. Bases 198 to 689 code for a protein of 163 amino acids. Gene Ontology annotation, cellular component: chitin-based extracellular matrix. The record is from RefSeq and is a predicted model, not a curated record. Lineage: Eukaryota; Metazoa; Arthropoda; Thecostraca; Balanomorpha; Balanidae.
GGCAGAUCUCCCACCCAUACCCCUCCCCGUCCCAUGUCGACCACCGGAUGUCUCCAUAACCUGUCCCUUUCACGGUCACCCGGUGGGCCGUCCUCACCUUGGUCCUCACUAUAUAUAUCGACGGGAGCGCCGGGGACGGUAUCACACUACAGACGCAUCUCCCAAAGGGACAACCACCAGACUCACCUCGUACAAUCAUGAAGAUGUUUGUGGCCCUGUUUGCCGUGGUGGCCGCCGCGGCCGCCGGCUCCCCCGGCUACGGACCCACCCCGGCCGUCCGCGCCGCCGCCGCCGCCGCCGCUCCGCUGCCUCUGGUGCGCAUCCUCGAGUCGGAGAGCCACAGCGACGACCAGGGCGGCUACGGGUUCCGCUUCCUCUCCGAGGACGACAUCGAGCGCCAGGAGCAGAGCGCCGACGGCACCGUCACCGGCUCCUACAGCUACCGAGCUCCCGACGGACGGCUCAUCAGCGUGCGCUAUGUGGCCAACGCGCUGGGCUUCCGCGCCGAGAGCGACGCGCUGCCGACGCCGGUGCCGACCGAGUACCCGACGCCGCAGGUGCCGUCCACGGAGGCGGCGCCGUCCGUGCGCACCGUGCAGCAGUACUCGGCGCCUGCUGAGCGGCCGGCCGUCCGGCAGCCGGCCGUCGAGUACGAGCCCGUCUACAGCUACCGCGCCGUCUCUCAGUGAGGGGUCACGGGUCGCGGGUCAGCCCGUCAGCCGGGGAGACGACGGGACGACGGAGGCACGCUGGACGCGAUUAACGGAUUUUUGACUGAUAUGGAUGUAUCGAUGGUAAUGACCGUAUUUAUUGUGAUGUAGCGUUGUGAGUCCCUGGUUAUUUAUUGUUCUUUGUCAUUUGUUAGAUCGCUGUGGAAUCGGCCGAUGAUGUGAUUCCUAUGUGAAACAAUACAUUCGCUUUUUCAUUUA